AUGGCCAGACAUGAGAGCAGCCAUAACAAAGGAGAAAGAAAGAGAACGAUUUCUGAAGAAGAUUUAAAGAAUUACGCCGUGAAAAAGGCUCUGAAAUUGGCAAAGAAGUUGAAGACUCGUAUUGUUUCAGGCGAUUCGAGGUUCGUAUGGGUGAAAAAGAUCGAAAGAGAUGUGACAGAACAAGGAGUUGCGAAGAUGUUGGAUCAACUCAGUGUUAAAUCUGAAUUGAAGAGGCGCCAGAAAUUGAUGACUGAGUUUGAAAAGGGGAAGAAGAACAGAGAAAAGAGAGCGCUAGAGAAGGCGCGUAGAGAAGAAGAAUUACUUUUACUGCAAAGAGAACGAACUAGUGAUGAAACCGAUGUCUUAGAGAAGAAAGAGACAGAGUUCCGAUGCAGAGAAGAAGAAUUACUUUUAUUGCAAAGAGAACGCUCUAUGACCCAAGCCGAUGUCUUAGAGAAGAAAGAGACAGAGUUUGGCUUUGAACAGAAUACGGUUAGGGAAGAAGAAUUGCUUUUUUUGCAAAGAGAACGCGCUAUGGAUGAAGCCGAUGACUUAGAGAAGAAAGAGGUAGAGUUUCGCUUAGAACAGGUUAAGUCUAGGAUUCGGUUUCUAUCCAUGGAAGAAGGUGACGUGGUAUUAGGUUCUGGUUCUGAAGUUAAUCUGGAUUCACAGGUAUAUGGCCUAAGAAAACCGAAGUUCUUGAACCGUUUUCAUACAGGUUAUGAAUGGAACAAGUAUAACAGAACACAUUAUGAUUAUGAUAACCCACCUCCCAAAUAUGUAUUAGGGUACAAAUUCAUCAUCUUUUACCCUGAUCUUAUUGAUAAAUCCAAGAUUCCAAGGCAUGUUUUUGAGAAAGAUGGGGAUUCUACCGAUACUUGUAUUAUUAGGUUUGAAGCUGGCCCUCCUUAUCAAGACAUUGGUUUUCGGAUUGUGCUUAAAGAUUUGGAGGUUUCACAUAAGAAAGGUUUCAGAUGCACCUUUGAAGGUGGCAUAUUACGUUUGUAUUUUAACUUUAAGAGGUAUGGUUAUCGACGAUGA
Messenger RNA from Spinacia oleracea (spinach), 1041 nucleotides. Its product is annotated as splicing factor Cactin-like. Gene Ontology annotation, molecular function: protein binding. Gene Ontology annotation, biological process: mRNA cis splicing, via spliceosome. Lineage: Eukaryota; Viridiplantae; Streptophyta; Magnoliopsida; Caryophyllales; Amaranthaceae. The record is from RefSeq and is a predicted model, not a curated record. The transcript has a single exon. Bases 1 to 1041 code for a protein of 346 amino acids. Gene Ontology annotation, cellular component: cytoplasm; spliceosomal complex.